Neurospora tetraspora is the source of this 1878-nucleotide messenger RNA. Its product is annotated as GPI transamidase component PIG-T. The transcript is spliced from 3 exons. The coding region runs from base 1 to 1878 and encodes 625 amino acids. NCBI's taxonomy places the organism in Eukaryota, Fungi, Ascomycota, Sordariomycetes, Sordariales, Sordariaceae. Gene Ontology annotation, biological process: attachment of GPI anchor to protein. The record is from RefSeq and is a predicted model, not a curated record. Gene Ontology annotation, cellular component: GPI-anchor transamidase complex.
AUGCGUCGAUUCUUUCCUUCCUUCUUACUCUCCUUACUUUCUCUUCUUUGCUUCUCGCCCUACGCUGCGAUCGCGAAUGCCUCGGCCGACUCCAUUUCCGACUCCCGAUCCGACUACCAUGAACAGCUAAUUUUGCGCCCGCUACCGUUGUCGGCCCUCCUCGCCAGCUUCAACUUCCGCUCCAACACAUCGCUCUCUGCCUUCGAGGCGCACAACUUCCGUUUCUUCCCCCGGUCGCUGGGUCAGAUCCUCGAACAUGCCGGCACGCGCGAGUUGCACUUGAGGUUUAGCUUGGGAAGAUGGGAUGCCGAGAGCUGGGGCGCCAGGCCGUGGAAUGGUGCGCGCGAGGGUGGAACAGGUGUUGAGAUGUGGGCGUGGUUGGAGGCAGACACAGACGAGGAGGCCGAUCACAAAUGGCUGACGCUCACCAACGCGCUGUCUGGCCUCUUCUGUGCUUCCCUCAACUUCAUCGAUAGCACCCGAACCACCCGUCCGGUCAUGUCCUUCCAGCCCGAGGGCAACCACAUCGAUGCGAACGCGACGAACAUGCACCUGCUAUACGGAGUGCUUCCCCAUGAAGUUGUCUGUACCGAGAACUUGACACCCUUCCUUAAGCUUCUUCCAUGCAAGGGCAAGGCUGGUAUCGCGUCAUUGCUUGAUGGACAUAAGCUCUUCGACUCUUCAUGGCAGACUAUGGCGAUCGAUAUCCGGCCCGUGUGCCCGGAGGACGGCGAGUGUGUUUUGCAGAUCGAGCAGAGCAUUGACAUGGUUCUGGAUAUUGAUCGAUCCAAGAGACCUAGGGAUAACCCGAUUCCCAGGCCACCUCCGGCUCACGACAUCAAGUGCAAUACCUCGAAGCCGUACCACGCACACGAUACUUGCUUCCCUACCGACUCAGCCGCCAACCAAGAUUGGUCGUUAUCCCACAUCUUCGGUAGGCCUAUCAAGGGAACCUGCCCACUGACCGACCCUACCGUGUCUCCUGUCUGCAUCCAAGUUCCCGAUUCGCGCAUUGUUUUCGCCUCCGAGGGCGCUAUCGAGAAGAAGAACCCCGAUCAGGCCUCACGCUGCUUCGAGUUCCCCGCCGAGAACGACUUCGAUAUGUUCCUCCCUGCCCCCGAGACCCAGGACGGAUCAGUAGUAGUCGAACACCUCGUCAAGCCCGAAACGCCCCUCCUCUACGCCGAACGCAGUUUCACCGGCCACGGCCAAGAACGCGGCGGCGUCCAGACCAUCCUCCGGAACCCCAGCCCCGACCAGGAAGUCGAGUUCAUCUACAUGGAAUCCCUCCCCUGGUUCAUGCGCAUCUACCUGCACACCAUCUCGGCCCGCGUCGACGGACAACCGGGCAAGGCCGACUCCCUGAUCCAGGAAGUCUACUACCGCCCCGCCGUCGACCGCGCGCGCGGAACCCAACUCGAGGUCCGCAUGACCGUCCCGCCCGCUUCGACCGUCUUCCUCACCUACGACUUUGAGAAGUCCAUCCUAAGGUAUACCGAGUACCCGCCCGACGCGAAUCGCGGGUUUGAUGUGGCUGCUGCUGUCAUUACUAUCUUGAAUAAGGACAAGAGCAGUGGCAGUGGCAGUGGAAACUCGCGGUUUGCGGCGUAUAAUCUGAGGACGACGACGCUGCUGUGCAACUUGCCUACACCCGAUUUCAGCAUGCCGUAUAACGUCAUCAUUUUCACCUCGACGGCUAUCGCCCUGGCAUUUGGCGGCAUGUUUAAUAUAUUGGUGAGGAGGUUCGUGGCGGCGAAUGAGGGCCCGGAGAACGGGUUGAAGAAGGGGGUGGAUAAGUUGAAGGCGAAGUUGGCGGGGGUUUUGAAGAGGAAGGGGAGUGCUCCGGCUGUCACUGCGGAGGAGAAGAAGGCGGAGUGA